Dentiscutata heterogama is the source of this 260-nucleotide messenger RNA. The record is from the annotation of a GenBank genome assembly. NCBI's taxonomy places the organism in Eukaryota, Fungi, Glomeromycota, Glomeromycetes, Diversisporales, Gigasporaceae.
UUGCAGAUAGAGAAUUAAGAGCAUGGUAUUCUAUGUUAAAAGCUGCAGGAUGUACCAAUAUCAUAUCAUUUAAUACUCAUGAAUCUAAGACAGGAUUUUUACGAAGUAUACCAUUUACAACGUUCAAUGCUAUUGAAACUUUUUGGGACUGUUUUAGUCAAAGUUUAAAUAAUAAUCCAAUAGGUUCAAAUAGAAAAAGAAGAAUUUUAUCAAUUAUUGCUGAUAGUUUUUUAUAUGAAGAACUUCAAUCUAGACUAUAU